GAUGUGUCCGGGCUGCUCCCCUUCCAGAUGUCGGUCUCAAAACGAGCUCGAAAGGCCUCCAGUGACCUGGAUCAAGCCAGCAUGUCUCCAUCCGAGGAGGAGAACUCGGAAAGCUCCUCCGAGUCAGAGAAGACCAGUGACCAGGACUUCACCCCCGAGAAGAAAGCCGUGGUCCGGGCCCCACGGCGGGGCCCCCUUCCAGGGCGGAAGAAAAAGAAGGCGCCGUCAGCCUCCGACUCGGACUCGAAAGCAGAAUCGGACGGGGCCAAGGCUGAGCCUGUGGCCGUGGCGAGGUCGGCGUCCUCCUCCUCCUGCUCCUCCUCCUCCGACUCGGACGUGUCCGUAAAGAAGCCUCCUCGGGGCAGGAAGCCAGCCGAGAAGCCUCCCCCCAAGCCCCGCGGGCGGAAACCGAAGCCUGAGCGGCCACCGACCACCUCGAGCAGCGACAGCGACAGCGACGAGGUGGACCGCAUCAGCGAGUGGAAGCGCCGGGACGAGGAGCGGCGGCGUGAGCUGGAGGCGCGGCGGCGCAGGGAGCAGGAGGAGGAGCUGCGGCGGCUGCGGGAGCGCGAGAAGGAGGAGAAGGAGCGGCGGCGUGGGCGGGAGCGCGGGGAGGCGGCGCGUGCGGGCAGCGCCGGCAGCAGCGGCGACGAGCUCAAGGACGACGACGAGCCUGUCAAGAAGCGCGGCCGGAAGGGCCGGGGCCGGGGCCCCCAGUCCUCCUCCGACUCGGAGCCCGAGGCCGAGCUGGACAGAGAGGUGAAGAAAUCAGCGAAGAAGUUGCACCUGCAAAGCACAGAGCCUGCGCGGAGACCCAGCCAGAAGGAGAAGAGAGGCCGCCCCGAGGAGAAGCCCCGGACCAGGCCCACGAAGGUGGAACGGACCCGGAAGCGGUCGGAAGGGUUCCCACCAGACCGGAAGGCUGAGAAGAAGAAAGAACCUUCGGUGGAGGAGAAGCUUCAGAAGCUGCACAGCGAGAUCAAGUUCGCCCUGAAGGUUGACAAUCCGGAUGUGAAGAGGUGUCUGAACGCAUUAGAGGAACUAGGGACCCUGCAGGUGACCUCACAGAUCCUCCAGAAGAACACGGACGUGGUGGCCACGUUGAAGAAGAUCCGCCGCUACAAGGCCAACAAGGAGGUGAUGGAGAAGGCUGCGGAGGUCUACACCCGGCUCAAGUCUCGGGUCCUGGGACCAAAGAUCGAGGCCAUCCAGAAGGCGACCAGAACUGGGCCGGAGAAGGCUGAGGAGAUACUGGCUGGAGAGGAGGCCCCUGCGGAGAGGGCGGAGGACGAGGCGAGCGCUGAUCUCUCAGCCCCUGUGAACGGCGAGGCCACAUCCCAGAAGGGGGAGAGCACGGAGGACAAGGAGCCGGAGGAAGGACAGAACUCAGAGGAGGGGCCGGGGGGCGGCUCCUCUGAAGAUCCACUACACAACGACAGCGCGCGGGAGGGCCCCGACCUGGACGGGCCCGGGAAGGAGCGGCAGGAGCGGGAGAGGCCGCGGGUGGACUCGGAGUCCCUGGACGACGAGGACAGCUGAGCCGGGCAGCCUGUGGCCAGGCCCCGCUGCCAUGUGCAGCUGCCCCGAGGCCUGCCUGGCUCCUUCCCGGCACCCAGGGAGCAGAGAACUGUUGGGGAGACGCUGUGUUGUUCGUUUGUAUUUGUCCCCCUGGGUUUUUUUUCUGCCUAAUUUCUGUGAUUUCCAACGGACAUGAAAUGACUAUAAAGGGUUUUUUUUAAUGAAAAAAAAGUUGCUUUUAUUGGCUCGGUUUUCUAGCAUCACUGGUUUGCAGUUGUCAAGGGGCCGUCCAGGGACAGAGGGUUUUAAGCCAUAGGGUCAUCGUGAACAGUGAAUAUGAAUUUGGCUCUGACGGUGCUCCAGGCCCUGCAGGGCUGACGGGGGCAGUGAGCAAGGCCUUUCCAAAAGUACCAGGAGGGAUGCUGAGGGCUGGCUGUUGUCCUCGAUGUUCACAGGGUGUGGGUGUUGGGGGCAGGCCUCGCUGUGUGACAUGGGCCGAGUGACACCCCACACUCUAGGCUUCUCUGUGCUCACCUGUCGCUUGGAUUCAGAUGGGGGAUGUGUGUGCGGUGCCCAGCCAGGCACCUGCACACGGCGGUUGCUGGUUAAACGGUGGCCUCUACCGUGUGUCCCGUCCUGCCGGUGGCUGAGCCCGUCUGUCCCGGCUGAGCGAGAGGCGUGGUGUGGUUUUGCUCCCUGGG
This is a messenger RNA of Physeter macrocephalus (sperm whale), 2219 nucleotides long. It is a transcript of the gene HDGFL2, whose product is annotated as HDGF like 2. NCBI's taxonomy places the organism in Eukaryota, Metazoa, Chordata, Mammalia, Artiodactyla, Physeteridae. The coding region runs from base 28 to 1539 and encodes 503 amino acids. The record is from RefSeq and is a predicted model, not a curated record. Gene Ontology annotation, molecular function: histone H3K9me2/3 reader activity; histone H3K27me3 reader activity. The transcript is spliced from 12 exons.